GAAGUAAGAGCAAAAAAUUAUAUUACUGUACAAUGUUGAAAUCCAAGAAAUUAGUCAGCACCACUAAUGCUAAAUGCAAUGUAGAGCCAAUGUCGAAUAUGAAAGUCAAUGUCGAAUGCGAAAGCCAAUUUCAAAUGCGAAAGCCAAUGUCAAAUGCGAAAGCCAAUGUUGAAUGCAAAAGCCAAUGUCGAAUGCGAAAGCCAAUGUCGAAUGCGAAAGCCAAUGUCGAAUGA
Racocetra persica is the source of this 233-nucleotide messenger RNA. NCBI's taxonomy places the organism in Eukaryota, Fungi, Glomeromycota, Glomeromycetes, Diversisporales, Gigasporaceae. The record is from the annotation of a GenBank genome assembly.